AUGGCAGAUGAAGUCGAUCGAAGAUUAAAUGCGGCUUUGGAUGAGGCUAUCGAUGAAUAUUUUGAAGAUACAUACAACAACAUCGUGGAGAACCGAACAAAGAAACAGAGCAAACGUGCAUAUGUCGAACGAAACCGCGAAGAGGGCCAUAACCGUCUAUGGAAUGACUACUUCUGUGAAGAUCCGACAUUUUCGGCUCAUUUAUUCAGACGGCGUUUCCGCAUAAACAAGGCAGUAUUCAUGCGUAUUGUCGAUCGCCUCUCAGAAAAUGUUCCAUUCUUUCAACAAAGAAGAGAUGUUGUCGGAAGGUUAGGUCUAUCUCCACUACAAAAGUGUACGGCAGCUCUUCGUAUGCUUGCUUAUGGCUGUGCGGCUGACGCCGUUGACGAAUAUCUCCGACUUGGUGAAAGCACAUCACUUUCGUGUUUAAGCAGUUUCACAGAAGGCGUAAUACAGUUAUUUGGAGAUGAGUAUCUACGAAGACCCACUCCAGAGGAUCUUUAA
Brassica napus (rape) is the source of this 504-nucleotide messenger RNA. RefSeq lists its product as uncharacterized. The record is from RefSeq and is a predicted model, not a curated record. The coding region runs from base 1 to 504 and encodes 167 amino acids. NCBI's taxonomy places the organism in Eukaryota, Viridiplantae, Streptophyta, Magnoliopsida, Brassicales, Brassicaceae. The transcript has a single exon.